UAACCAAGCUCCAUUUAUCCCGACAUCCCUCUAACUCUCACAUGGCGUCGUCCCCCGGCUCUCGUCUUAUGAACUUGAUAAUAAGCUUCGAGAUCUGGUCACCGAGCAUGACGACGGAGAUCGUCUGACCGAACGUCCACGUUUUGACAAUAGAGGACGUGGUGAGGUCGUUCCAGCUCAGCAUCUGCUCGACGGUGACGAUGAGGUAGAUGAUCACGACGAUGCCGAAGAACGACGCUCUUCUUGGUACUAUGCGGGCCUUUCUUCUCCCCGCCCAGCUGGCCAGCAGCAAUAUGCUCCACGAUCUGCAUAAGUGCGUUUACGAACGGUUCGUCUAUGAAAGUGAAGACCACCCUCAACAGCCCGAUGGUAAACCGUUUCCUUCCAGCCCAGAUGAACUCGGCCAGCGCUGCGGAGUACAGCAGGAGCGCGAAGAUCUGCAGUCCGCGAUUCGUCGCGCUGAUCGUAUGACUGAAGACGACGAACGAGAAUUCGGAGUUGUCCGCACACUGAGGCAAGUAGGCCGUGCCACCAAAAUGGUCUACGUCGUAGUACACCAGAAUGCCAAACACGGCAGAGAGGAUCAGGUGCAGCCGCACCGCGAUCCGGGUCGUGAGCCCAAAGUCGAACUUGCUGACGCUGUAGUAGCACGCAGUGAUCGCGGUCACGAACAUCGUCACGAUUUGGGCGUCGAUGAGACUCAGACCAAGAUCGGUGUACCGGGCAUAGAGGGCGGCGAUGAUCAUUGACGUUGAUGUUACUAGGGACGUUCGGGCUGCAUCCCGGUAGCUGUCCAUGUCGUGGGGAAAGAAGAACGCCAUGAGGAAACCGAUUAUGCUAGACGCAUACAACGCUGUCCGGUUACCUAUUCCUGUAAUAUCGGGAUUCGUGGGAAACGUGGUAACAUUAAGUUGAGAGGCGCAGUUCGCUAGGUAUGCCGAAUCCAUGGUACUCCAAGAGCUCGUUGGCGACGA
Molecule: messenger RNA, 974 nt
Organism: Dacryopinax primogenitus
Lineage: Eukaryota; Fungi; Basidiomycota; Dacrymycetes; Dacrymycetales; Dacrymycetaceae
Exons: 6
Coding region: 222-749 (175 amino acids)
Source: RefSeq, a predicted model, not a curated record